CGACUGGCUGGUGAGUAAGUGAGCCAGUUCCAGGCAGUCUCGCGCACAGCGGCAGCCGACUUGCGCCACGAGCUGUCAUCAUUGUGCACGCAUCACGCACUGUGCGCUGAGCACAUUUCUUAUUCAGACUUCAGUUUGAUACUUAUAGUACGUGUUUCCCCCUUUAAAAACUAUUUCAGGCACAUUAUGACUCUCAGGUGAUAAUCAAAGUGUCCAGGUGGUUCUGGCUGCUAGGUACUGGAGGCUGGUAUCAGAGCUUCGCUGAAGGAUGGAGAAGGACGACCCAAAGAUCGUGAACAAGGGGUUGGAGGACGAGAUGGAGAUCUCGGGGUACAGGUAUUGCCGCUGGAAGCUGGCGCUGGUGGGCCUGGGGGUGCUGGCCUCCGGCGGGUUCCUGCUGCUGCUGCUGUACUGGAUGCCGGAGUGGUGUGUGAAGAGCACCUGCUCCAGGACCUCGCUCAGAGAGGCCCAGCUGCUGCUGCUGCAGUCCACGGACGAGUUCAAGCGCUGGUUCCUCGCUAAGGUGCGGGUCAUGCUGGCUCCUGGGAGGAACCCCUUUGACUGCCUGGAUUCCCAGACCACCUCAGCUGCGGCCAAUGGCCACACCCCCCAGAGCCACGCCUCCCAAGGCCACACCCCCCAGCCCUCCGACAGCCCCCCUGAGGACCUCAUCAAAAAGUAUGCAGAGUACCAGCCCAUGCAGAUUCGCUAUUUCACACUCCACAGCACCAAAUACUUCUGGAACGAUGCACUCCAGAACUUCGAAGUGUUAACGGGACUGGAGGACCUGGAAGUCAGCUGUUCCUCUGUACACUCCGACCACAGUACUGGGCUGAGCAGGAGCCUGCAAGUCUACAGGAGGCUGUUCUUCGGGACGAACGAGAUCGAAGUCAAAGUGCCUUCUGUUUUCAAGCUGCUAAUUAAAGAGGUCCUGAACCCGUUCUACAUCUUCCAGCUCUUCAGCGUCAUUCUUUGGAGCGCUGACGAGUACUAUUACUACGCCAUGGCCAUCGUCUUCAUGUCUGUCAUAUCGAUCGCUACCUCUCUGUACACCAUCAAGAAGCAAUACGUCAUGCUGCACGACAUGGUGGCGACUCACAGCGUGGUGCGAGUCUCGGUCUGCCGCGCCGGCGACGAGCUGGAGGAGGCCAUGUCCACGGAACUGGUCCCCGGUGACAUCAUCGUCAUUCCCACCAACGGGACCAUCAUGCCCUGCGACGCCGUGCUCCUCAGCGGCACCUGCAUCGUCAACGAGAGCAUGCUCACAGGGGAGAGUGUGCCCGUCACUAAGACCAACCUGCCGAACCCGGGGCUGGGCGUGAAGGGGGCGGAGGGAGACUGCCCCUACAGCUCGGAGGAGCACAAGCGGCACACGCUGUUCUGCGGCACCAACGUCAUCCAGACCCGCUUCUACUCCGGGGAGCUGGUCAAGGCUGUGGUGGUCCGCACCGGCUUCAGUACAGCUAAGGGGCAGCUGGUGCGCUCCAUCCUCUACCCAAAACCCACCGAUUUCAAGCUCUACCGAGACGCCUACCUCUUCCUCUUGUGCCUGGUGGCUGUUGCGGGCAUCGGCUUCAUCUACUCCAUCGUGCUCAGCGUCAUGAACAACGUUCCGGUCAAUACCAUCAUCAUCGAGUCGCUGGACAUCAUCACCAUCACGGUGCCCCCCGCCCUGCCGGCGGCCAUGACGGCGGGCAUCGUCUACGCCCAGCGCCGUCUCAAGAACAUCGGCAUCUUCUGCAUCAGCCCCCAGAGGAUCAACAUCUGCGGCCAGCUCAACCUCGUCUGCUUCGACAAGACCGGCACACUCACAGAGGACGGAUUAGACAUGUGGGGGAUCCGGCGGGCCGAGACUGGCAGGUUCCACCCCUCAGAGGACAGCACCUAUAAGGAGUCUCUGGUGAAGUCCCAGUUCGUGGCCUGCAUGGCCACCUGCCACUCUCUCACCAAGAUCGAGGGCCAGCUCUCCGGCGACCCGCUCGACCUCAAGAUGUUCGAGGCCACAGGCUGGAUUCUGGAGGAGGCGACGGAGGAGGAGACGGCCCUGCAUAACCGCAUCAUGCCCACUGUGGUGCGGCCGCCCAAACAGCUGCUGCCGGAGCCUGCCGCUGCCCCCGAUCAGGACAUGGAGCUGUACGAGCUGUCGGCGGCGUACGAGAUCGGGAUCGUGCGCCAGUUCCCCUUCUCCUCGGCGCUGCAGCGCAUGUGCGUGGUGGCGCGGCUCCUGGGGGAGAAGCGCAUGGACGCCUACCUGAAGGGGGCGCCAGAGGUGGUGGCCAGCCUCUGCAAGAAGGAGACGGUGCCGGAGAGCUUUGCCGAGGUUCUGGAGGAUUACACCAAGCAGGGCUUCCGGGUCAUCGCUCUGGCCCACCGGCGCCUGGAGUCCAAACUCACCUGGCACAAAGUUCAGAACGUCAACAGGGACCUCAUUGAGGCCAACAUGGAGUUCCUGGGGCUGAUCAUCAUGCAGAACAAGCUGAAGGCGGAGACCCCUGGUGUCCUGGAGGACCUGAGGCGGGCCAACAUUCGCACCGUCAUGGUUACCGGUGACAACAUGCUGACAGCCAUUUCGGUGGCUCGAGACUGCGGGAUGGUCCCCCCGCAGGACAGGGUCAUCAUCGCGGACGCUCUGCCCCCCAAAGACGGCCAGGCCGCGAGGAUCAACUGGCGCUACGCGGACAACCCCAUCAAACAGGAGGACAAGGGCGCCGCACUGCAGGAAGUGGCGCUCAACAUGGAGGAAGUGGACCCCAGGGACAACCCCAGGCCGAAGGAGCACUACCACUUCGCCAUGAGCGGCAAGUCCUUCAGCGUCAUCAUGGAGCACUUCCAGGACCUGGCCCAGAAGCUGGUUCUUCAUGGCACGGUCUUCGCCCGGAUGGCCCCAGAUCAGAAGACUCAGCUGGUGGAGGCGCUGCAAAGUGUAGAUUACUUUGUGGGCAUGUGUGGAGAUGGAGCCAAUGACUGUGGGGCCCUGAAGCGAGCGCACAGCGGGAUCUCCCUCUCAGAGCUGGAGGCGUCCGUCGCCUCCCCGUUCACCUCCCGCACUCCCAACAUCUCCUGCGUGCCCAACCUCAUCAGGGAGGGGCGGGCAGCUCUCAUCACCUCCUUCUGUGUGUUCAAGUUCAUGGCGCUGUACAGCAUUAUCCAGUACAUCAGCGUGACUCUGCUGUAUUCAGUGCUCAGUAACCUUGGAGACUUCCAGUUCUUGUUCAUUGAUAUCGCCAUCAUCCUGCUCAUUGUCUUCACCAUGAGUCUGAACCCGGCCUGGAAGGAGCUGGUGUCGCGGCGGCCGCCCUCGGGGCUGAUCUCCGGGCCCCUGCUCUUCUCCGUUCUCUCCCAGAUCCUCAUCUGCCUGGGCUUCCAGACCCUGGCCUUCCUCUGGGUCCGCCAGCAGAGCUGGUACGAGGUGUGGACUCCUGCCUCCGAUGCCUGUAACGCUCCCCCGAACGACAGCUCCGCCGCCGUCCACAACGAAACCGAACCGGACGAGCACAACAUCCAAAACUACGAGAACACCACCCUGUUCUACGUCUCCUCUUUCCAGUACCUGAUCGUCGCCGUCGUCUUCUCCAAGGGAAAGCCCUUCCGACAGCCCAGCUACAAGAACUGGCCGUUCGUCCUGUCGACGCUCGCUCUCUACGUCUUCCUCCUCGUCAUCCUGUUUAACCCCGUCGCUGGCAUCGAUAACUUCCUGGAGAUUGUGUGCGUUCCUAUGGAAUGGCGCCUCAGAAUGCUGCUGGUCGUCGUAGGUAACGCAGUGGUUUCUGUCCUCGUGGAGACCUUCAUCCUUGACAUCGUCUUAUGGAGUCUUGUGUUCAGCCGUGACAAGCAGGGGGCAUUCGGGGUCUCUUCCGCCCAGCAGACGCCUCAGGCCGGGGCGGACCGCUGUGCUGCCGGCUCGCCGUCCCAGUGGUGCUGCCGGAGGUCCCGGGUCCCCAAAGCGCGCUACAUGCACCUGGCCCAGGAGCUGCGGGUCGACCCCGACUGGCCCCCAAAACCCAAAACCACCACCGAGGCCAAGGCCCCGCCCCGCCCCGAAAACGGAGCCUACCCAAUCACGGCCACCUCCUAGCACCCCCCCGCCCCCCCCCUCCCCCAAAACCCCUUCUCUCCCUCCUCUCCUGCAGUUUGGACUGAGAUGACCAAGGAAAAAAAAAAGGAUGAAACGAUUACUUCGGCAGAGAGGCUUUGGACUGGAAGAUCACGCCACAGUAAACGAACAAAAAGAUCAAAACAAAAGAAAAAGGUUGUAUUGUCGACAACAGGAAAGUGCCGUAUUUGCUAACGUCGGAAAAACGUUAGCGUGGUGGUUCCACUGACGGGACGUCCCACGUCUUGGCUGCUCAAGUCAACCUUUUCGUUGCUGCUGUUAAUCCUCUCACUGUUUAGCCGCGAGGGUGCUGGGCCCUCGGGGGGGGGGGGGCUGUUGGACCCCUCCCUCGAAGGUCAGCCGGCCCGUUUGUUACGCAUCCGAUUGCUGAAAUGCAACUGAAAAUUUUUAAUGUCGGACAAAAAAAAACAAAAAAAAAAGUUAAAGGCUGUGUCGAUUUUAACGGAGAUGAUUCUGUAAUUCACGUGGCGCUGACUCCGAGGGUCACAUGACCAGUACCUCCUGACACGCGCACGCCACCUUUCGGGAGGCGGCUCGGAAAAGCUUUAGAACGGGAAAACUGAGGCGGGAAGCCGUUGCCGUGCGGAGAGCCUGCCCGGCAACGGCCCGCAGCGCCACGGAGCGUCACGGCAACCGCUGCGUUCCCGUGGCGACGCAGGAGCGCUGUCUGAGAACGGCACUCGAACUGGGCUAGCGAGCGCCUGCGCCUUGUUUGCCCCGGGCCUCUGAGUUGCCGGUGGCCAUCUUUGUCCUGAACCUCCGACCAGCGUACAUGAUGUCACGCAGGCUCAGGGGUCACGUGACCUUCGCAGCUGGUUUUUAUACAUAUACAUGUAAAAUUUCUCUCUUUCUUUUUUCUUUUUCUUUCUUUCUUUUCUUCCCGUGGAAGAACACCUGAGGUAUAGCAAUCGUACAGAAAGGCCCGGCGUGGCAGCGCUUCCCAGUGGGGGGAGGGGGGCGGGGGGGGGGUGGCGGGGUUUCACGGUUCGAACAGACAGCCAGCCGCUGCUUCUAGGGGCGGGGCCAGGCGCUGACGGACAGCUGAGGCGGAGUCGCCGCAGGAAGUCGUCGGGCGUGGGACCGUGUGACCGCAGGGCGAUGAGGAGCGGUCGCUCUGCGGUCUGAAGGGCUAAACACACCGUGGACCCCGCGCCGACCGGUGAGCAGCACGCGCGUCUCUCGCGCGCGGAGCUGGAUCUCCUUCGCCGUCGCGCACUGAAGCGCAACGCGGGGCGCUCCAAACGGCUGUCCCCUCUGUGGCGUACAGCACUGGAAAACCCCGCCUCUCUCCAUCCCUCCCUCCCUCAAAUGGACAGCCGCCUCCCUCCCUCCUACUUUCCCUUCACUGGAAAACCCUGCCCCCCUCCCUCCCUCAACUGGACAGCCGCCUCCCUCCCUCCUACUUUCCCUUUGCUGGAAAACCCUGCCUCCCUCCCUCCAUCCCUCCCUCCCUCAAAUGGACAGCCGCCUCCCUCCCUCCUACCUUCCCUUCACUGGACACCCGCUGCCCUCCCUCCCUCCCUCCGACCCUCAACUGGACAGUGACACGAGUCCAUUCCUACAUAUCAUGUGACCUUGCUUUGUGUCGAUCAAAUGCUCGUCAUACUGUGCUAUGAAAUGUAUUUAUCAAUUGUAUGUU
Messenger RNA from Anguilla rostrata (American eel), 5753 nucleotides. It is a transcript of the gene atp13a3, whose product is annotated as ATPase 13A3. NCBI's taxonomy places the organism in Eukaryota, Metazoa, Chordata, Actinopteri, Anguilliformes, Anguillidae. Gene Ontology annotation, molecular function: ATP binding; ATP hydrolysis activity; P-type ion transporter activity. Gene Ontology annotation, biological process: intracellular calcium ion homeostasis; polyamine transmembrane transport. The record is from RefSeq and is a predicted model, not a curated record. The transcript is spliced from 33 exons. The coding region runs from base 269 to 4075 and encodes 1268 amino acids. Gene Ontology annotation, cellular component: late endosome membrane.